CGUUUUUCUCUCUCUCUCGUACACUAAAACAUACGCGGAUACACCCACCUGGGAUUGUCCCUCUCUGCAAGCAGAAGACAUUGUACAAACACAUACCAUAUUGUACACAUGCUGCUGAUGAUUUCCACUUCAAAAGUGUGAAUACAAAAUUCUCAGACCCCAAAAGCACAAUUUUUUUAACGCAAGAAAAAAACAACGACUCCCUUUUCUGUAUCUCAAUCCCCUUCUUAGUAACAACACAGAAAAAAAGAUUCAGAUCAAGUUUCUUAUAACUUGAAUGUAAUUGAAGAUCGGUUCAGCAGAUUUUAGAUUAAAAUUUUAGAGUUUUAUGGCUGUUGCUUUAGAAAAUUGAUUUCAGGAUUGGAAUGAAUAAAUGAAUUGAGGUUUGAUUAAUGGGGGUUGAGACAAUGGGGUCUCAAGGUGGUGGUGAUAGUAGUGUCAAGCAGUUGCAAUUCCAGCCAUUGGCACGGCAAAAUUCAAUGUACAGUCUUACACUUGAUGAGGUUCAAAAUCAGUUAGGUGACUUGGGGAAGCCACUUAGCAGCAUGAACCUUGAUGAGCUUCUAAAAAAUGUAUGGACUGCCGAGGCCAACCAGUCCACAGGUUUGGACAUUGAGGACACAGCACAGGCCAAUCAAACUGCCCUGCAGCGUCAGGCUAGCCUGUCAUUAACAAGUGCACUGAGCAAGAAGACGGUUGAUGAGGUUUGGAGAGAUAUUCAGCAAAGCAAAAAUAAUCAAGAAAAGAAGUCUCGGGAACGGCAGCCUACAUUAGGAGAGAUGACUUUGGAGGAUUUCUUGGUGAAAGCAGGAGUUGUGGCUCAAACAUCUUCGGAUAAAAAAGGUGCUGGUCCUGUUGGAAUUGAUCAGAAUGUAGUGCCACAGUUUUCACAGCAAGAUCAGUGGAUGCAGUAUCCACAACCGCAAUAUCAGCAUCCUCAACAAAGUAUGAUGGGGGUUUAUAUGCCGGGCCAGCCUAUAUCACAGCCACUGCAUAUGGGGGCUGGUGCUGUGAUGGAUGUUCCAUAUCCCGACAAUCAGAUGGCAUUAACUUCACCUUUGAUGGGUGCAUUGUCAGACACACAGAUGCCUGGGAGGAAAAGAGGCGCCCCAGAGGACAUGAUUGAGAAGACUGUUGAGAGAAGGCAGAAGAGGAUGAUCAAGAACCGUGAAUCUGCUGCCCGCUCACGAGCCAGGAAGCAGGCUUACACGAAUGAACUAGAGAACAAAGUUUCGCGUCUGGAAGAAGAGAAUGAAAGGCUUCGGAAACGGAAGGUCACUCUGUCUAAAGGAAAUUGACCAACAUGCAGACUAUCAAUGAGAGCUGUUUUCAUUCAUAUAGGAGCUGGAGCAAAUGUUGCCAAUUGUGCCCCCUCCAGAGCCGAGGUAUCAGCUUCGUAGAACAACGUCAGCCCCAUUCUGACAUGUAUUUCUGUAUGUGGAAGCUCUGUAGAUAUGAAACAUAUGGGGAAGCUCCUUUUUAGUUUGUUUAUUUAGGUGGAUGUAAGCAAAGCUGUCUCUUGAUACGUCUCUCUCACUGAAUGAGUUGUCUGUUGCAAUGCAGUCCAUGGUUUGCUUCAGCCUACAAUGUGAUGUUGUUGUAUCUAUUUCUCUGUGAAAUUAUGUGUUAUAAUUUUAAUUUUUUUCAAACUGUUGUACUCUUUCACUAAUGAGUUUCUACAGAUGUUUAUGCUCA
Messenger RNA from Quercus lobata, 1695 nucleotides. Its product is annotated as ABSCISIC ACID-INSENSITIVE 5-like protein 2. The record is from RefSeq and is a predicted model, not a curated record. Lineage: Eukaryota; Viridiplantae; Streptophyta; Magnoliopsida; Fagales; Fagaceae. Gene Ontology annotation, biological process: positive regulation of DNA-templated transcription. Gene Ontology annotation, molecular function: DNA-binding transcription factor activity. Gene Ontology annotation, cellular component: nucleus. Bases 393 to 1298 code for a protein of 301 amino acids. The transcript has 5 exons.